UUGUCUGGGUCCUCUCAGUGGCCAGAGAACAGAAAGAAAUUCUGACUGUGCAUGAGCGAAGGGUGAAACCAAGAGUGCCACACAGGCCUGGAGGCACCUGUUCAGGGGCAGCCUGAAGAUUCUCUUUCCUGUCGGAGACUCCAAAUCGAAUAAAUAGAAAAAAACUAUCCAAGAUGACUGUCACUUACUCCAGUAAAGUUGCCAAUGCGACUUUUUUUGGAUUUCAUAGGUUACUCCUCAAGUGGAGAGGCAGCAUCUACAAACUACUGUACAGGGAAUUUAUUGUUUUUGCUGUUUUUUACACAGCAAUAAGUUUGGUGUACAGAUUGUUACUUACAGGAGCCCAAAAACGUUACUUUGAAAAAUUAUCAAUUUACUGUGACAGAUAUGCUGAACAAAUUCCAGUAACCUUUGUGCUUGGGUUUUAUGUUACACUGGUAGUGAACCGAUGGUGGAACCAGUUUGUGAACCUGCCCUGGCCAGACAGGCUGAUGUUCCUCAUCUCCAGCAGUGUUCACGGCAGGGACGAGCAUGGGCGCCUGCUCAGAAGGACCCUGAUGCGCUAUGUCAAUCUCACAUCCCUGCUCAUCUUCCGCUCGGUGAGCACAGCUGUGUACAAAAGGUUUCCAACAAUGGACCACGUGGUGGAAGCAGGUUUUAUGACAGCAGAUGAAAGAAAAUUAUUUGACCACCUCAAAUCUCCUCACCUGAAAUACUGGGUUCCAUUCAUCUGGUUUGGAAAUCUCGCCGCUAAAGCCCGGAAGGAAGGUAGAAUCAGAGACAGUGUUGAUCUGCAAUCAUUGAUGACUGAAAUGAACCGAUACCGAUCUUGGUGCAGUCUCUUAUUCGGUUACGACUGGGUCGGGAUCCCGCUGGUUUACACCCAGGUAUCAAGUGCUGUGCACGUGACUUUUGUUUCUGCGUGCCCACUGUGGCACUUGCUGGGGUGGCCAGAGCCAUGCUCUCACUUGGAUUUCUCUCUGUUCCAGGUCGUCACCCUGGCCGUCUAUACCUUCUUCUUUGCGUGCCUGAUUGGACGCCAGUUUUUGGAUCCCACCGUAGGCUACGCGGGGCAUGAUUUAGAUCUUUACAUUCCAAUCUUUACUCUUCUACAGUUCUUCUUCUAUGCAGGAUGGCUCAAGGUAGCUGAGCAGCUUAUCAACCCUUUUGGAGAAGACGAUGAUGAUUUUGAAACUAACUGGUGCAUUGACAGAAAUUUGCAGGUCUCUCUUUUAGCUGUGGAUGAAAUGCACAUGAGCUUACCCAAGAUGAAGAAGGACAUCUACUGGGACGAUUCUGCCGCUCGGCCACCGUAUACGCUGGCAGCUGCUGACUACUGUAUUCCUUCAUUCUUGGGGUCAACAGUCGAAAUGGGGCUGCCUGCGUCCGAUUUCCCUGGGGACGAGUGGCUGUGGGACUAUGAGAAGCACGGCCAUCGCCAUUCCAUGAUCAGAAAAGUCAAGAGGUUCCUGAGUGCCCACGAACACCCCUCCAGCCCCAGGAGCAGGAGCUAUGGGAGGCAGGUCAGCGAGAGCUCCAUGUUCUUCCCCCAGAGGGACCUCAGCCCCACCAAGGAUCUGCUGGAUGUGCCCUUGAGGGGCCCCCACCGUGCCUCAGCCUCCCGGAAGCAGUUGUCCCCAGAGGGGAGCCCCAAGCUGUACUCCAGCCUGGGGGAGCUGUCCACAAUCAGGGAGACCAGCCGGACGAGCACCUUACAGAGCCUGACCCCGCAGUCCAGCGUGAAGGCCUCCCCCACCAAAAUGCCACAGGUCCCCGAGGUGCGGAUCACAGCACCAGGGCCCUCCGUGGACGACCACCACCGGGACUCCACUGCCUCUACCCAGAGCCUUGAGUUCACCGGGGUUCAGCCAAGCAGCACUGGGCAGCAGGAGGACCCCGAGGGACUGAUGCUGUUCCCCUCAGGGGAGGGGACACCUCUUCAAGGCCCCAGUCCCCAGGCUGUUUCAACCCAAGCUGAGAAGAACAUCUUCAAGCUUGCCGCUGAGGAAGACCCCUUUGAGAACGACAAGUUCCCGAAAAGGUGGAGCCUCCCAGGGUUCCUGGAGUCCAGCCACACCUCGCUGGCGGGCCGGAGCCCGGAGCCCGUGAACCCGGAGCCGACCCUUUUACUUGACACAGAAACAUCCUCAGAGACCAGUGGCAUCACCUUUGUGGCUGGCUCCCAGGCCUCUCCUGACGUGCGGUAUUUAAUGGAAAACCUGGACACCAAGGAAACGGACAUUGUAGACUUUAACAACGAGCAAACAGAGGCAUCUCUCAGAAGAAUGCCAGAAAGUUCCAAGAUCGGGUUCUAGUCUAAAUUCUUAUUUUCCCAAAAGUUCAACUUUAGUUCCAGAACAUACCUGCGGGCUGGUUAAUUUUUUAAAAAACAAUCAUACUAUAUAAGCUAUUUAAAUCUUUGAAGGGCAUUAUAAUCCUGAGUUUUUCAGAACUAAUAAAAUCAAGCUCAUUCAUGUCAUUUGGCACAAAGCGGUUUUCAUGGGCACUGCACAGACCACAGUGAUCUCUCUUAACCAAAUAAGCCAUCUUAAAUAUGUGUACGAUUUAUGAAUUCACAGGUUGUUAGCUUUAGAAAGCAUCUUAUAGAUCAUAACCCAACCCCCUAGUUUUGC
Messenger RNA from Pteronotus mesoamericanus, 2633 nucleotides. It is a transcript of the gene BEST3, whose product is annotated as bestrophin 3. Lineage: Eukaryota; Metazoa; Chordata; Mammalia; Chiroptera; Mormoopidae. Gene Ontology annotation, molecular function: chloride channel activity. The transcript has 9 exons. The record is from RefSeq and is a predicted model, not a curated record. Bases 174 to 2315 code for a protein of 713 amino acids.